Molecule: messenger RNA, 2788 nt
Organism: Antechinus flavipes (yellow-footed antechinus)
Lineage: Eukaryota; Metazoa; Chordata; Mammalia; Dasyuromorphia; Dasyuridae
Gene: NARS1
Product: asparaginyl-tRNA synthetase 1
Exons: 15
Coding region: 59-1738 (559 amino acids)
Biological process (GO): asparaginyl-tRNA aminoacylation
Cellular component (GO): cytoplasm
Molecular function (GO): ATP binding; asparagine-tRNA ligase activity; nucleic acid binding
Source: RefSeq, a predicted model, not a curated record
UGGGAAGGUCCCGCCGCUGCUGUUGUACGCUGCGGGUUGGGUUCGAGACUGGACUGAAAUGGCUUUGGAGGUUACCCACGCUGUCGCUGGGCUCCGGCUGGGGGAACUCUAUGUCUCAGAUCGAGAGGGCAGUGAUGCAACUGGUGAUGGAACAAAGGAGAAACCUUUUAAAACAGGCUUAAAGGCUUUGAUGACAGCAGGAAAGGAGCCAUUUCCUACCAUUUAUGUAGAUUCACAAAAAGAAAAUGAGAGAUGGGAUGUUAUUUCCAAGUCACAGCUGAAAAACAUUAAAAAAAUAUGGAACAGAGAACGAAUGAAGAAUGAAUCCCGAGAGCAAAGAGAGGCUGAAGACAUUUUAAGAAGAGAAAAAAACCUAGAGGAAGCAAAGAAAAUUACCAUUAAACAGGAUCCAAAUCUUCCAGAGGCAAAAUGUGUAAAGAUUUGUGCUUUGGAAGCACAUCGAGGGCAACGAGUGAAGGUGUUUGGCUGGGUCCACAGGUUACGUAGGCAAGGGAAGAAUUUAAUGUUUCUUAUAUUAAGAGAUGGUACAGGAUAUCUUCAGUGUGUCUUGUCAGAUGAACUGUGUCAGUGUUACAAUGGAGUGGUCUUGUCUACAGAGAGUAGUGUGGCAAUAUAUGGAACACUCAAUCUUACACCAGAAGGCAAGCAGGCACCAGGAGGCCAUGAGCUGAGCUGUGACUAUUGGGAAUUGAUUGGCUUAGCCCCUGCUGGAGGAGCUGAUAACCUUAUAAAUGAAGAAUCUGAUGUAGAUGUCCAGCUUAAUAACAGAUACAUGAUGAUUCGAGGAGAGAACAUGUCCAAAAUCUUGAAAGCACGUUCAGUGGUCACCAGAUGCUUUAGAGAUCACUUUUUUGAUAGGGGAUAUUAUGAAGUCACUCCUCCAACAUUAGUACAAACACAGGUAGAAGGUGGUGCCACACUUUUCAAGCUUGACUAUUUUGGAGAGGAGGCAUUUUUGACCCAGUCAUCACAGUUGUAUUUGGAGACUUGUAUCCCCGCUUUAGGAGAUGUCUUUUGUAUUGCUCAGUCAUAUAGAGCAGAACAAUCCAGGACUCGAAGACAUCUAGCAGAGUACACUCACAUUGAAGCUGAGUGCCCUUUCCUGACUUUUGAUGAUCUCCUAAACCGUUUGGAAGACCUGGUUUGUGAUGUAGUAGACAGGGUCUUAAAAUCACCUGCAGCAAGCUUAUUAUAUGACCUCAAUCCGACUUUCACACCCCCCAAAAGACCUUUCAAACGAAUGAACUACUCAGAUGCCAUUGUGUGGCUAAAGGAACAUGAUGUAAAGAAGGAAGAUGGCAGCUAUUAUGAAUUUGGAGAGGAUAUCCCAGAAGCCCCUGAGAGACUGAUGACAGACACCAUUAAUGAACCAAUCUUGCUGUGUCGAUUUCCUGUAGAGAUCAAGUCCUUCUAUAUGCAGCGAUGUCCUGAGGAUUCCCGGCUUACUGAAUCUGUAGAUGUGUUGAUGCCUAAUGUUGGUGAGAUUGUGGGAGGCUCUAUGCGUAUCUGGGAUAGCGAAGAACUGCUAAAAGGAUAUAAAAGAGAGGGCAUUGAUCCUACUCCCUACUACUGGUAUACUGAUCAGAGAAAAUAUGGUACAUGCCCCCAUGGAGGGUAUGGCUUGGGCUUGGAACGUUUCUUAACUUGGAUUUUGAACAGAUACCAUAUCCGAGAUGUGUGUCUGUACCCACGCUUUGUCCAGCGCUGUAAACCCUAAGUGUCUAGUGAAUCACAGCAAUAGGAAAGGGUACACACAGCUUAGUGGAAAAAUACAAUUUCCAAAAUGAAAUGAUCCAUUUGUUUUUAUCACAUCAGAGUGUCACUGUUUGUCUUAUCUGUUCUCAUGCCAUAAAGUAAGUCGCAAUUAUUUUGGAUGUCCCAGAAAUAAAAAUGACUUCAAGUGAUAUUUAUGUUGUCAUUCUUAGAAAAAUAAUUUCCAUUAUAAACAUUGGGAAAAAGAUACUGUGGCAUAUUAGUGUGCAGUUAGUGAUAAAUUUCAGCUCCUGAUUAUGGACUAUACAAGACUAUUCGUCUCAUAGUACCAUUUACCAUUGACACCAGGUAUUUUUACUAUAUCCUAGUCACUUGAAUUUUUUUAUGUUCUUUUUUGUGCUACUGCAGUUCCAUAUUUUGUGAUUUGCAACAUCUUACUCUGUCAGUGAAUUAAGAACCAAAAUUGGAAUAAAAUUGACAUGUAAUUAAUACAAUGUUAAAGAUUUGAUUGCUUCUGUAUAAAUGUCAUUCAGCUAUGGAUACUGGAAUAAAAUGAAUCAUUUUCUUGAGCUUUGUAUUUACUUCAUUAUUAUCUGAUAAGCAUUCCAGAGUUUAAAUGUACUAAAACAAUUUUACUAUUACUAAAACAUUUACUAUAGAAAUGAAAGAAUUUGCAGGUUUCUUCAAAUUGUUUAGUAAAGGCCAAAAAGGUAGAUGGCAGUAUAAACACCAUUUGGGGGUGGUAAUUAAUUUGCAAGGUCUUUGUUCCACUUUUCUGAAGAAUCAGAUUGCUUUUCUUUGGCAUUUCCACAAAUAAUCAAGGAUAAAUGAACUCCAAAAAAAUUUUAAGCUGGAAUAUUAAUAUGUUGAUUAAUAGUUAAUACAAAUGGUUUGAACUAUUUCAUCAUGUCUUGGAAUCUAAUCUGAGCUAUUUUAUUCAUUCUUUCUGUACUUACUGAAUUAUUCCAGCUCAGAUUCGGUCAAUUAAGAAUGCAUGUUAUAUAUAUUCCAUUAACUGUAAUCUUGAAAAUAAAGGACAACAUAUAGAAAUACA